AUGCUGCUGCUGCUGAUGAUGAUGAUGAUGUGGAUGCUGUUGUUGUUGUUGCUGUUGUUGUUGAAAGAAUGGUACUGGGGGAGUCUGAACUUCGAAGAGGCAGAGGUGAAACUUUCAAAGUCUCCGGACGGUUGGUUCUUGGUCAGGGACAGUUCUGAUGAGAGGUACAUCCUAAGUGUCUCCUUCAGAUCGGAGGGAAGGACCCAUCAUACCCGCAUUGAACAUCAUAGUGGCGUCUUCAGUUUUUACACACAGCGCAUGAAAUCUGGCUCGACCACAAGUGAGAACGCAGGCGCCACACUCUCGCAAUCGUCGGCUGUGGCUGUCGUCGGCCACGGCGCUUCCACUUCCAUCGUUGAAUUCAUCGAGGAUGCUGUCCGUAGGUCGAAAUUAGGCGAGUGCUUGUACUACCUGCCAGGAAGUAUCAGCUCAGAGACUCCGCCCACCCCGGUCAAACUGCUCUACCCGCUGUCCAGAUUUGCGGAUGUGUCUAAGGAAUGA
Molecule: messenger RNA, 501 nt
Organism: Helobdella robusta
Lineage: Eukaryota; Metazoa; Annelida; Clitellata; Rhynchobdellida; Glossiphoniidae
Exons: 4
Coding region: 1-501 (166 amino acids)
Biological process (GO): phosphatidylinositol phosphate biosynthetic process
Cellular component (GO): phosphatidylinositol 3-kinase complex
Molecular function (GO): 1-phosphatidylinositol-3-kinase regulator activity
Source: RefSeq, a predicted model, not a curated record